CUCCGGAAGAGUAGGUGGCGGUAAUGCUCCUGUACAAUGGUUGCCAACCGCCGUAAAACAACAAAAAGAAGAAGAAGAAGAAGAAGAAGAAGAAGUAAUUACCAACACCAAGGAAGUCAUGUCAACGCAGCACGGUUUUACGUACAUAGAUUUUACGCACGACGUGUCCUCAGUUUAUCCGAAUUCCCCUUUUAUUUACUUUUAAAAACAAGUCUGCUCUAUAUAAUGUCACAAUGCAUCGGCUAAACGGUAAACACGUUAUUGGACACAUAUUACUCACAGUGUGGCGUUGAUUCCGUGGCUAUGUCGUAUCUGGACUGGGCAGAGAGUCAGCUGGCGGAGAUCGAGCUUCUGUCCAGCAUGUUCUCCACACGGGAGGAGCUGGAAUUCUCAGAUCCUUUCGCACUCGCCCUGCUCCGGAGCUACGUGGAGGGCACCGCGUCUAAAGAUGUGCCCCCAACGUCCAGACCGCAUUUCCUAAUCAAGCAGAAGAUACAACCUGCUGGAAUGAACGAGAUUGAUGUAAUUGUGUCCUGUACCUAUCCUUCUGAAUAUCCCAGUGUGCUGCCAGAGAUUACAGUCAGAUGCUUGGAGGUAAACCGGUCCCAGCAGAGCCAGCUCCACUUGGACCUUAGUGCUCACCUAAGUGAAACCUGCCUGGGGGAAGUGUGUGUGCUCUCGGCCGUGGACUGGCUCAAGGACCAUCUCCAUCUCUACACCAGCGCGUCGUCUACACCUGCCCCCAACCAAAGAGCCCCACCCCCUGCGCAGAACCCGGAGGUCUUCACCCGUCUCUGGAUCUACAGCCACCACAUCUACAACAAGGUCAAGAGGAAGAGCAUCAUGGAGUGGUCCAAGGAGUUGGGUCUGACUGGGUUCAGCAUGCCAGGCAAGCCUGGAGUGGUGUGCGUGGAGGGGUCACGAGCUGCCUGUGAGAACUUCUGGGCCAGAGUGAAGGUGCUGACGUGGAAGAAGAUCAUGAUUCGUCACAGAGAGGACAUCCCACUCAUAGCACAGGAGAAGGACAAUAGACCUGCCCGGACUCUGGACUCUCUGAGGAAGUUCAGCCAUUUUGAGGAAGCCAUGUUUGACCCUCAUGGUAACCGUGGCAACCACAUGGACCUGGGACAGCUGUAUCAGUUCCUCAAUGAAAAGGGACUGAGUGAUGUCUUUCAGUUGUAUUUUGGAAUUGAGGGAAGGUAAACUUUUCAAUAUGAAUAUGUAUGAAAACAGGUAAAAGCAAUGACCUAUUUUGUGCCUUAAUAAGUGUGCAAUUUAUUUUUGAACAGCUCAAAAUCAAAGGAGGAUGUUGUUUUAAUGGAGGACAUGCUGCUUUGCUUUAGCCAAGGGGGUAUCCCAUAAUUCUUUGCAAUGUGUAUAAUCUAUUUUUAACAAAUGUGAAAAGCACUAUUAAAUAACCAGAAAGUGUAUAUAUCAAGGUAUAUGUAUUCACCAGGCAAUAGCUUUUUUAUUCAACACAAAGAGUUCAGAUGGAUGCGAUUGACUGGCAGAUUAACCAAUCAGAAAAAUGCAUGGUCAAUUUGUGUGAAACUAAAAAGGAAAGAAAAUAUAAAAACACAAAGAACUUGGAAACACUGUGGACCUCUGCGUUUGAGUGAAGCACUAAACACUGAGGUAAGGGAAGUUUGUUUUUGUGCGAGGGAUUGGUAACCAGACUGACAUCCUCUGUUUAUAGAAUAUUAUACAAAAAAACACCAGUGUGGAUGGCGGGCUACUGAAAUACAGCUAUUUUAAUACAUAAUCAGAUUGGAAAUGUUGUUGGCUACAGAGGACAAUACCAGAA
This is a messenger RNA of Periophthalmus magnuspinnatus, 1804 nucleotides long. RefSeq names its product RWD domain containing 2B (gene rwdd2b). The transcript has 4 exons. The record is from RefSeq and is a predicted model, not a curated record. Lineage: Eukaryota; Metazoa; Chordata; Actinopteri; Gobiiformes; Gobiidae. Bases 304 to 1203 code for a protein of 299 amino acids. Gene Ontology annotation, molecular function: protein binding.